Messenger RNA from Onthophagus taurus, 398 nucleotides. RefSeq lists its product as uncharacterized. The record is from RefSeq and is a predicted model, not a curated record. NCBI's taxonomy places the organism in Eukaryota, Metazoa, Arthropoda, Insecta, Coleoptera, Scarabaeidae.
CUUAGAAAUGAUACGAUAUAUUGUGAUUUUUGUGUGCUUGGUUGGCUCAAAUCGAGGAGAUUUGUGGGAUGAUUAUUGCGAAUCAUGUGAUGAUUAUGAUUUAUUUGGAUUUUGCGACUGGUUCUGCGAAGAUGAUGACUCAGAGGAAACUAAGCCUACAACACCUUGUCCUACUUUACCUCCAAGUACUUCUGAAAAAACAACUGAAAGUAACGAAAAACCCACAACGGCUGCAACAACUAAAGCUGAUGAAGCUACAACACCAAGUGGUGGUGUUACAACACCAGCUGGUGGUGAUGCAGCUACAACCCCUACCGAAGCUACAACAGUACAAGGGUGAUGAUUUCAGGAAACAUCGAAUUGAAAAAUAUUAUUAAUAAAAUGUGUAUUUUUUGUAA